AUGAGCAGGUCCAAAACAUUUGAAUGGCAUAAAAGGUUUAUUGAGGGUCGUGAAGACAUUAAUGAUGACUCUCGUGCUGGACGACCUUCAACAUCGAGAAAUGUGGAAAUGGUGGCAAAAGUACAAACAAUUAUUCGAUCAGAUCGACGAAUGACGAUAAAAGAACUUUCUAGUGAGUGUAACAUUUCUAUUGGAUCAUGUCAAACUAUUUUGACUGAAGAUUUAGGCAUGAGACGAGUCUGUGCAAAAAUGGUCCCAAAAUUGUUGUCUCAAGAUCAAAAAAAUCAUCGAAUUGAAGUUUGUCAAAGUUUGAAAGAACGAAUACAAAAUGACCCAGGGUUCAUUAAAAAUGUAAUAACUGGUGAUGAAACUUGGAUCUAUGGUUAUGACAUAGAAACUAAACGACAGUCAUCCCAAUGGAAAUCAGUAACUUCACCAAGACCCAAAAAAGCUCGACAAUUGUACCUCCCUUACUCGCCAGACCUCGCCCCUUAUGAUUUUUUUUUAUUUCCAAAAAUUAAAACUGACCUCAAAGGACAAAGAUUUGAUGAUAUUGAAACAAUAAAAAAGAAUGCAGUGGAUCAACUCAAACAACUUAAAGUUGAAGACUUCCAACACUGCUUCAAAAAGUGGCAGGAAAGACGGAACAAGUGUAUAACAUCGGGCGAUGAAUACUUUGAAGCAGACUAA
Molecule: messenger RNA, 690 nt
Organism: Rhopalosiphum maidis (corn leaf aphid)
Lineage: Eukaryota; Metazoa; Arthropoda; Insecta; Hemiptera; Aphididae
Product: protein GVQW3-like
Exons: 2
Coding region: 1-690 (229 amino acids)
Molecular function (GO): nucleic acid binding
Source: RefSeq, a predicted model, not a curated record